GCGCCCCAAAGUAGCAAAGGGAGCUGUGGCUGUGAAUGAAAUAAAAGCUGGUGGGUCUGGGAUCGCCUGCCAGGAGGCAGCAGGACAAAGGCAUUGGAACUGAAGGGCUUCAACUCUCUCGAUGACCUUCUCCAUGUCAAAGGCAUCACCACCCGCAUCCUGGAGCUGAACAGUCAGCGCAUGACCUGCAGAAGGCGGCCGAGCAGUGAGGAAGCUGUCAGGGUGAGCCCUGCUCUGCUGGGGGACAGCAAAGCUCCUGUGCCUCAGGUAGUGGCUGAGGAGGAAGAUGUGUCAGGGCCCUGGGAGCUGGAGUGUGCCGGGAAGAGGAGCGUGGAAUCGGGGCUGGAGGCCAAUGGCUCCGAGGGGCAGGAGGAACAGGAACCGGUCAGCGCCACGGCCUGCGGAGAGCCAGAGGAGGAGGAGGAGACGGAAGAGGAGGAAGGGAGCUGCUGCAGUGAGGAGGGGGAAGAUGGCAGCAACGUUUACUUCUACUACACCAUAGGCGAGCGCUGGAUAGACUACCUGCAGCGGACAGAGGACAGCGGCUUCCUCCGCCACGUGCGGCCCAAGAUGAAGCGGAAGUCAGAGAAUGGCCUGGAUGGCAGAGCGCUGUCUCCUGGCAAAAAGCUGUGCAAGGGCUCAGAGUACGGCAGGACUCUGGGUCCCUGCAUGCCCAGUCCCACCACCACCUUUGGGGAUCUGCGCAACGCCAAAGCUGGCCAGGCCCGGCGCCGCCGCAUCCCCUCUGUUGCUCCUCCUCCCGAGCUGCAGGACUGGCUGCGCACCUUCCAGCGCUGGAGCGGCCCAGAGAAGCUGCUGGCUCUGGAUGAGCUCAUUGAUCGCUGCGAGCCCUCCCAGAUCAAGUACAUGAUGCAGGUCAUCGAACCACAGUUUCAGAGAGACUUCAUUUCACUGCUGCCCAAGGAGCUGGCUCUCUAUGUCCUCUCGUUCCUGGAGCCUCGGGAUCUGCUCCGCGCUGCCCAGACCUGCCGCUACUGGAGGGUGUUGGCUGAAGAUAACCUGCUUUGGAGAGAGAAAUGCCGUGAGGAAGGCAUUGAGGAGCCCCUGAACCUGCGUAAGCGGCGCCUGCUGAGCCCUGGAUUCAUGUACAGCCCCUGGAAAUUCGCCUUCAUGCGGCAGCACAAAAUUGACAUGAAUUGGCGCAGCGGCGAGCUUAAAGCCCCCAAGGUGCUGAAGGGACACGAUGACCACGUCAUCACCUGCCUGCAGUUCUGUGGCAACCGGAUAGUGAGCGGCUCGGACGACAACACGCUCAAAGUGUGGUCAGCUGUCACUGGGGAGUGCGUGCAGACUCUCGUUGGCCACACAGGGGGGGUCUGGUCCUCCCAGAUGAGGGACAGCAUCGUCAUCAGCGGCUCUACGGACCGCACGCUCAAAGUGUGGAACGCAGACACGGGUGAAUGUGUGCACACACUGUAUGGGCACACAUCCACAGUGCGCUGCAUGCACCUGCAUGGGAACAGGGUUGUGAGUGGCUCACGGGAUGCCACUCUGCGCCUCUGGGACAUUGAGACCGGGCAGUGUCUACACGUGUUGAUGGGGCACGUGGCCGCCGUGCGCUGCGUGCAGUACGAUGGGCACAAGGUGGUGAGCGGUGCGUACGACUACACAGUGAAAGUGUGGGACCCCGAGAGCGAGAGCUGCACUCACACGCUGCAGGGGCACACCAACCGCGUCUACUCUCUGCAGUUUGAUGGGACGCACAUCGUGAGCGGCUCCCUGGACACAUCCAUUCGAGUGUGGGAUGUAGAAAGUGGGAACUGCUUACACACCCUCAUGGGGCACCAAUCACUUACAAGUGGCAUGGAGCUGCGUGACAACAUCCUUGUGUCCGGCAACGCUGACUCCACAGUAAAGAUCUGGGACAUCAAGACGGGCCAGUGCCUGCAAACGCUGCAGGGGCCCAGCAAGCACCAGAGCGCCGUGACCUGCCUGCAGUUCAGCUCCAAGUUCGUGGUGACCAGCUCGGAUGACGGUACUGUCAAGCUCUGGGACCUCAAGACGGGCGAAUUUGUGCGCAACCUGGUGGCACUGGAGAGCGGGGGCAGCGGCGGCGUGGUGUGGCGCAUCCGAGCUUCCAACACCAAGCUGGUGUGUGCGGUGGGCAGCCGCAACGGGACAGAGGAGACCAAGCUGCUGGUGCUGGACUUCGAUGUGGACCUGAAAUGAAGCCGGCCGACGCAGGCUGGGAGGGAGGAUCCCGCGGGCCGGGCGGAGCAGCUGGUCUUGGUGGGGCUGGCCCCAGAGCAGGCGCUCAGCUCCCCGCGGUCUGUAAAUACUGUUUGCAGCCGUCUGGGCCUUAUUUAUAUAUGUGUGAACUCCCUGUGGGGAGCCUGCGCCCAGCUGGGGCACUGUACAGAGGAAGCAGCAUGUUUUGUACACACUAAUAUAUCGAUUUAUUUCCGUA
Messenger RNA from Meleagris gallopavo (turkey), 2428 nucleotides. The record is from RefSeq and is a predicted model, not a curated record. NCBI's taxonomy places the organism in Eukaryota, Metazoa, Chordata, Aves, Galliformes, Phasianidae.